Molecule: messenger RNA, 996 nt
Organism: Closterium sp. NIES-65
Lineage: Eukaryota; Viridiplantae; Streptophyta; Zygnematophyceae; Desmidiales; Closteriaceae
Source: the annotation of a GenBank genome assembly
AUGCACGCCGUCAGGGCUCUGCGGCGAACCAUCGCCAGCCGCGUCGCGCCGGCUGCUCGGCUCGAUGGGUUCGCAGCCGCGGCCGCGGCGCAACGCCGCUUCGCGUCGUCCGUCUCCGGCGAGGUACUCCCCGCCUCCCUGCCCCCACGUGAAUCGCGUCGGAUCGUCCUCACUCCGUUCCACAACGAUCGCCUGCCUGUUGCAUUCCUUCGUGGUCUGUUCCUCCCCCGAUGCCUGCAUUGCCCUUCAUGCACGAUUCGUCGACCCGCUCUUAUUCACCGGAAAAGCGGCGACGAGUAUGUCAGAGCGGAUCCGGGCAGCACAGUGUCGCAUAGAGUCGCUCGCGAUGAUCUUCCCAGAUCCCUCAUCGUGUCCGUCGAAUCUGCUCCGCCAUGUGCCAUGUGGUUCCGCAUGGAUCCGCUCAUGCCUGAACGGCCCUGUUCGGAUGGCAUGACGGUGCGCGACGCCAUCAACUCGGCGCUGGACGAGGAGAUGGCAUCCGACUCCAAAGUGUUCAUCAUGGGCGAAGAGGUGGGGGAGUACCAGGGGGCGUACAAGAUCACCAAGGGGCUGCUGCAGAAGUACGGCCCCGACCGCGUACUCGACACGCCCAUCACCGAGGCGGGGUUCGCGGGCAUCGGGGUGGGAGCGGCCAUGUAUGGCCUGAAGCCCGUCGUGGAGUUCAUGACCUUCAACUUCUCCAUGCAGGCGAUAGACCACAUAGUGAACAGCGCGGCGAAGGCGCACUACAUGUCGGCGGGGCAGAUCAGCGUCCCCAUCGUCUUCCGCGGCCCCAACGGCGCCGCCGCUGGCGUCGGCGCGCAGCACUCGCAGUGCUUCGCGUCGUGGUACGGGCACGUGCCGGGGCUGAAGGUGUUGGCGCCGUGGAGUGCGGAGGACGCGCGCGGGCUGAUGAAGGCCGCCAUCCGCGACCCGGACCCCGUGGUCGUGCUGGAGCACGAGAUCCUGUGGGUGCACAGAUGGGGAGAGGGGUAG